GCCUCAGGAGGAUGCAGCCGACGUUUUGGGACACAGCUUUAGUGCCAGUCAGGACAAGAAACCAAACAAAUCUCUCAUUUACCUAAAAAUGUACUAGUCCAGUGACCCUGAAAGGCAUUUUAAGUUUAAAGGCAAGCUCUGUUGUAUUGUUUUAAGGCAGAUAUUUCCAUGAUUUUAAGUGUUUACAUUUGGCCUAGAUAUGUUAUAUGUUCGGUUAUCAUAUCGAUAUGUGGAACAAAGACUUGACAUGGUUAAACAAGAUACAGGAGUGAUUCUGUUACCUUUUUUUCAUAACUAAGAUAUAAUUAUUGUGGUCAUGAGCUACGUACUUCAGCGCUGUACUGCUUCUUAAUUAUAGAAUGCUUAUUUUUCAGUUCAGGAUUGUUAGGAAUUUUAAAAAUGCACAUUCAACACUUUGGAUUGAGUAAACAAAUAAUAAAAGCCAAUGGCAGUACUUCAAUACCAGUUCUUGUUACCCAUCCUGUGUGAGAGGUAAAGGAGUGAAGGAGAGCCAGAAUUGUCUGUACUGUUUCUGAUGUGGAUUAGAUAUCAUUCAUAUUUAGUGUUUUCAAGGUGCAAACUGCUGAAUUGACUUGCAUGACUUUCAAAAUUGCAAGUAUGCUUUACCACACAUCUUAUCUAACAUGUUCCUCAUUAACAUUAUGUAUGUAGACAUGGUAAUACAUGUCCUUUUUAAUUUUAUUUUAAAGCCCUCGGCAAGUCUUAAUCAAGAGGGGGAGACCUCAGUGUCAGAUCUUUCAUUUGAGCUACCAACAUCAUCUGAGAGCAUGGAAAUAAUUAUUGAUGUUGAUGCUGAUACUGACAUCGAUAUAAUCACUCCUGAAAGUUCAUACUCUGAUGCUGCUGACCCAGAUGUGCCAUCACUCAAACGAACUGACAGCAUAUUUCUUACCAGUGAAUACCUGCAGUCAAUCUCCAAGGUGGCUGACACACCAGAAGCUUCUGGAAGUUGUAUUGAAAGCACUGAUGAUGAAUAUAUUCCAUCAAAAGACUCAGGGAAUGAAAGCAGUUCAGAGGGAUUUGACAGUCCUGCAAAAAGGGUCCCAUUGUUGAAAAUUAAGAAAACAAAGAAGUCACAAAAGACUUCCAGAAGAAAAACACUUCCAAGUACAUCUUCGGGUAAGGACCAUGAGACAGUAGAAAGUGAAAGCUCUCAACCUAACCAGGGAAAUAUUUUUGUGAUGAAGCUGCAAAAAAAGAAAGAUGGGGCUAGAGUAUACAGUAAAAAGCAUCACUGCUUAUACUGUCCACAGGAGUGCCAUAAAAUGGCAAGGCACUUAAUACGCAAGCACAGCAGUGAACUGGCUGUAGCAGAAGCAAUCAGUUUUCCUUCGAAAUCAAAGGAGCGCAAACUACAUUUUGACCUCAUUAGAAACAAGGGGAACCGUGCACAUAAUAUUGAGGUUCUGAAAGCUGGCUCUGGGACACUAAUCCCAAGUCAGCAAACUAAAAAACCAGUGAAGCCAAAUGACUACAUGCACUGCGUUAACUGCCAGGCACUGCUGAAAAGACAUUCAUUAUGGAGACAUAUUUCAAGAUGCAAGCUUUCACAGAAGUGCAGCACAGCAAAACCAGGCAAAAGUCGGAUCCAGUCACUUUGUGCCUUUGCACAGCCUGUCCCAGAUGGUGUCAGCAGAAAGGUUUGGGAACUGGUCAGUGCUAUGCAUCAGGAUGAAGUCAGAAACAUCAUCAGAGAGGAGAAAAGUAUCUUGAGACUAGGAGAACACUUGUAUUCAAAACAUGGACAUGACAAGACCAAACAUGAGUACAUCAGACAAAAAAUGCGAGAAAUAGGACGAUUACUUCUGCGCUCACGGGAAGCAGGGACACUGAAAAAAAUGGAGGAUUUCUAUGUACCUUCAAAUUUCAAGUUUGUGGUUGAAGCAGUGAAGGAUGUGGCUGGCUUUGAUGAAGACAAAAACAUCUACAGAGCUCCAUCAUUGGCUCUGAAACUGGGCCAUAGUCUCAAGAAGAUUGCAGAUAUUCUUGAGUGUGAAGCAAAGAUGGCAGAUUUUCAUGAUGAGGAAUUUCUUAAGAAUCUGAAGAGAAGCCGGGAUCUUUAUGAGAAGAAAUGGGAUGUGUGUGUUUCAUCUCGUGCCCUGCAAACUCUAAAAGAAGGAAAAUGGAACACUCCUCAACUCCUCCCUUUCACCGAGGAUGUAAAAACCAUGCAUAUGUAUCUUGAUAGGUACAGAAAAGAAUACCAAACCAGACUUGCCAGUGAUCCCAAUAAGAAGAACUGGUCAAUGCUGGCCAAUUUGACUCUUUGCGAAGUGAUACUGUUUAAUCGCAGGAGAGAGGGUGAGGUAUCAAAAAUGCCACUAACUGCAUUCACCCUGCGAGACACUUCAGGAGUCCAUUCGGAUUUGGCAGUAGGACUUUCAGAGUUUGAACAAAAACUUUGUCGCCAUUUCCAGCGCAUCGAAAUAAGAGGGAAAAGGAACAGAAAAGUUCCUAUCCUCUUAACACCAGACAUGCUGUCCUCAAUGGAAGCCUUGGUUUCACAUCGGCGGACCUGUGGUGUGUCUGAUGAAAAUCCCUUUUUCUUCUCUAGACCUGAAGCAGACACUCACCUCAGGGGAUCGGAUGCCAUCAGACAGAUUGCAAAGGAAUGUGGAGCGAAGCAUCCAGAAACACUGUCCUCAACUAAGUUGAGAAAGCAUGUGUCCACACUGUCGACAGUCCUAAACCUGAGAGACAAUGAGAUGGACAUCCUCGCAAAUUUUCUAGGCCAUGAUAUCAGAGUCCAUAGGGAGUACUAUAGACUGCCUGAAGGAACACUUGAGUUGGCUAAAGUCAGCAAAGUGCUCAUUGCUCUAGAACAAGGCCGACUGUCAGACUUCAAGGGAAUGAGCCUCGAUCAAAUCCAAAUUAAUCCCAAUGAAGAAAUGCAGGAAGAUGUGGAAAGUGAUCUUUCAGAGACGGAUGCAUCAAAGGAGUCAUCUUUCAGCUCCUCAACAUCGAGAUCCCAAAGAUCGAGAAGUCAGCCAACCACUGAUGAGUUUGAUGAAGCACCCACAGGAUCCUCAACACCUAAGAGAAGAAAGGAGACAGGAUCUGACAUUGAUGACCCUAAAGAGGGUACUUCUCACACCCACCGCACACCCUGUUUUGCCUCAGGAACUUCAACAAAGGAAAAGGAGUCUGACACUGAUGCCACUAAAAUGGGACCACCAAGAUUCAAGCAAGGACAGUGGACCACAGAUGAGCCUGAUGGUGACCACACUACCGCAGGAACAUCAAAGAAGAGGACUUGGACAUCAGCUGAGGUCCAAGCUGUGGAAAAGACACUAAUGUCCUUCAUUGAGUCUGGUAAAGUACCAGGAAAGUCAGACUGCGUUGCCUGUAUUGAGGCUUCACCGAAAGCACUUAAAAACAGAACCUGGACAGCGGUAAAGUUCUAUGUGAAAAAUCGAAUCACUGCAAUGCAGCGUAAAGCUGCAAAAAGAGUUUAACAGCCUAAUCAGCCUGUUAUUAAUUGUUCAUUUGUGCCUUGUUUGCCCCUUUGCAAUGUUUUUACGUUCUGUGCUAGACCAAUGUUUUUGGACGUCAAAAAAAAAACGUUUGGAAAGAAUGGAACUCAUCCAUUUUAAUUAGUUUUAAUUAUGUUUUGAAAAGACAUUCCCGUUCUGACAUAUCUAAAAAUGCCACCUUGCUUAUCAGGGAGUACGGUCUUAUAUAUACUUAUAUUUAUACUUGUAUAUAAUAUGAUAUAUAUAUAGAUAGAGAUAUAUAUAGAGAGAGCGAGAGAGAGAGAGAUAUAGAGAGAGAUAUAUAGAGAGAGGGAUAUAAAUAUAUGUAUGUGUGGGUAUAUAGAGAUAUAGAAAAAUAGAUAUACACAUACACUGUUUGUUGGAUGUAAGGGGACUGAAUGUUUAACUUUAAAAGGCUGAAAUAAAUGUUAUGUGAAGGCAUAAGCUCAGUUUGUCUGCCCAUUUCGUACAGUAGGUGACUUCUUUUAACCGUCAAAUGUGGUUUGGAAGAAAACAUUGCAUGUGGUGGUUUCGGUAAAAAUAUUGUUUUGUUUUCUGUUAAAGCAGAUCUGAUGCUUCAUAUCUGAUGAAAAUCAACUGACAAACAGAAUUGAUUUAAAAUUAUUUUAUUAGCAUAUGUUCAGUCAUACCAAGUAAAACACUAUACAAAAUGUUACCUUUUGCUCAACUUUUACAACAUUCCUUAAUUUCAUAAAUAGUGUUUGUGUAAUUUCAUAACUUCCUAACUAAUAUUUUAGAAUCAGAUUAAAAAAAUAAAUUAAUGAAAUGAGUAUCUGGCAGUCAGGAUGAGAUUAAUAAAGCAAUCCAUCCAUUUUCUUCCAUUUACCCAAUUCAGGGUGUCAGUCAUUAUGUUAUAUGAUAGUAAGGUUUCAUGGAUCAGUAUUAUUAACUGUAAUCUCAUAGACACAUGACUGGUCCCCAGUAUCAGUAGAUAGGUUAUGUCUGGUCCCCAUUAAAACAAAAAUUCAGGUUAAAAAUUUAUUUGAGAGUGUUUGACUUUUCAAGUCUCAACACUCUCUAGAUGAAUUUAUUAUGAAUUUAGGAGUGAAAAUCAUGUCUUUACACCCUUUGGAAAGGGUGGAUCCCAUCAGGCACCUGUCACUCAGUGGUCCCCACGAUGUAGGAAAAACA
This is a messenger RNA of Oreochromis niloticus (Nile tilapia), 4646 nucleotides long. RefSeq lists its product as uncharacterized. The coding region runs from base 645 to 3476 and encodes 943 amino acids. The transcript is spliced from 9 exons. The record is from RefSeq and is a predicted model, not a curated record. Lineage: Eukaryota; Metazoa; Chordata; Actinopteri; Cichliformes; Cichlidae.